Messenger RNA from Microplitis mediator, 2172 nucleotides. It is a transcript of the gene Zip99C, whose product is annotated as zinc transporter ZIP13-like. Gene Ontology annotation, biological process: intracellular zinc ion homeostasis; zinc ion transmembrane transport. Gene Ontology annotation, cellular component: membrane. The coding region runs from base 736 to 2037 and encodes 433 amino acids. Lineage: Eukaryota; Metazoa; Arthropoda; Insecta; Hymenoptera; Braconidae. The record is from RefSeq and is a predicted model, not a curated record. Gene Ontology annotation, molecular function: zinc ion transmembrane transporter activity. The transcript has 4 exons.
ACUAUUGUCCAUCAGUUUGCUCUAGUGCAUCCAAUAAGUGCAUAAGAAGUUGCUCUUCGUCUUGAUGAAUAAAAGCUAUUGUAUUACUUGUGAUAUAUAUAAGUCUAUUUAUGUCAAUUAUCGUGUCCAUAAAAAAUAAUCUGACUGAAUAAUCGGUCAGUAGACUCGAAUCUUUACAAUCGUUUAAUCAAAGGCAAAAUGGAAUAAUAGAAGAGUCUUAGCAUCAAUCACUGUACCGAUGUUUUAACUUUGCGUACCGUACUCAGUCCUCAGUGUAGGCUAGUCGGUCGCCUCUAAGUGUAGUCGCCGAAUAAUUGACACUUAAAAAAAAAUUCAGCGCUACUUAAAUUAUCUAAUGCCUGGUAAUUGAUAGACAAUUAAUAUUUUAAUUAAUAAAAUCUAACGUUUGUAAAUAAUUUGUAAAAUAAAGUUGAAUAAAAUUGCAGUGGCCAGUGUCAAGGACGACAACUUUUGUAUACAAGGGACAAAUAAGUAAAUUUGUAAUUUAAAUUUAAAUUAUUUAAAAUUUUCAUGAUCUGUGAUAAAUAUAAACGGAGAAAGUGUUUGCUCUGCAAGUAAAAAAUAUAACUACGGUUUUAUAUUUUUUACAAUUCAUCUGGUUGACUAACGAGGCUCGAUUGAGAUUAAAUAGAACAGAGUAUUAGUUGACUUGAUAUAUUUAUACGCAUAUGUAAUACAUAUGAAGAUAAUUUACAAUUAUUUUAAAAAAUAAUAAUGAUUGAGUGCGACAAUAAUUCAACGAGCAUGGAUGUUGUUUAUGAAAUGGCCACUAAUGAUAUUUGGAGGUCUUGGAAUAAUGUCGCUGAUUAUUUUGAAUAUCAACCCUGGGUAUUUUCUUUACUUGGAAGUGCUAUGGUUGGUCUUUCUGGUGUCUUCCCGCUGUUCAUUAUUCCGAUUGAUGAAGGAACAAAUCUUAAACAUGGACCUGGUGCUAAAACAUUGAAGAUGCUCCUGAGUUUUGCUGUUGGUGGCCUACUAGGAGAUGUCUUUCUCCAUCUGCUUCCAGAGGCUUGGGAAAAUAAGUCAUUAAAUGCUAAAACAGUUCAUGGGCAUCCGUCGAUGGUUUGUGGGCUGUGGGUUUUGAUUGGUUUCUUAGUAUUCAUUAUUGCCGAAAAAUUAUUUAUGGAAACUGAUGACGAAGAAGUAGACGAUGAUCAAAAUAUUGACUGCGUGAAAUUAAAAAGUCAAGAAUGCGAAAAAUUUCACAACAGUGACAGCGAAACAGAAAAUAAUAAUUUUCUGCCUGUUAAUGGUCAGAUAAAAGAAAAGGAAAAGUUAUCAAAGAAUUUAGGAUUCACUCUUCCGGGAAAGAAAGACUAUGACGUUAAUUUUGUUUCCGUUAAUUCAAAUAAAAAUGACGUAAAGUCAAAUGAUUAUAACGAAUUAUGCAGAGAAAUGCAGAGAAAAGAAUUAAUUGAUCCAGUAAAGCCGACCAAAAUUUUUAAUAAGACUUGUAUUAAAAAUGGUGGGAUAAAAACAGACAAUGUAUCAAAUAAUCCGACAUCAAACGGAAGUAUUCCGGAUAAAUUAUCAAAUUUAAAUGAACCGGUAAAAGAAAGACCGAAACAUAUCAGCGGUUAUUUAAAUCUUUUAGCCAAUUGUAUUGAUAACUUUACUCAUGGACUUGCAGUAGGUGGAUCUUUUUUGGUGUCUUUUAGACUCGGUUCACUUACGACAUUUGCAAUAUUAAUUCAUGAAAUACCACAUGAAGUUGGUGACUUCGCUAUUCUACUGAAGAGUGGAUUCAAUAGAUGGGAUGCGGCACGAGCACAACUUAUGACUGCUACUGGAGGAAUUUUCGGAGCACUUAUUGCAGUGUUAUGUUCUGGUAGUGGAGUUGAGUCCCGAACCAGUUGGAUUUUGCCAUUUACCGCAGGUGGAUUUUUACAUAUUGGAUUAGUAACUAUUUUACCAGAAUUGCUCAAAGAAUCUAAUCCAAAAGAGUCAAUGAAACAAUUAGGAGCUUUACUUAGUGGUAUUACUAUAAUGGCAAUAUUGACGAUAAUUUGUGAUUGAAAGAUAAGGAAAAGAGAUUAACAAAAGUAAUCGAUAUUCGGUUACUAAAGUUUAUAUUAUCCCAAAUAUGUUUAAAGUUUAAUCGACGGUGGGUUAGAAAUGAGUAGCUGAGAUAUACUCUAUUUUUUUAUGGAA